This is a messenger RNA of Parasteatoda tepidariorum (common house spider), 7343 nucleotides long. RefSeq names its product LHFPL tetraspan subfamily member 6 protein. Gene Ontology annotation, cellular component: membrane. The record is from RefSeq and is a predicted model, not a curated record. Lineage: Eukaryota; Metazoa; Arthropoda; Arachnida; Araneae; Theridiidae.
CUCAGUUGACUCUCUGACGGGUGAGCGAACAAUUCACAACUGUAUAUACUCCGUGUGUUGUGAGGGUGAUCGAGAUCGGUGCUCAUCCUUCCCGAUCCCUGAGGAGGGCCCCCAUGUUAUCUGAACAAAACAGACACGUGAUUCCACCACGUGUGUAAACUUCACCAGAGAAAUCAAAUAUCAUUGAUUAUGUGUCAUUAUGCCGGCAAUACGGAAAAACACGUUUUUGUGAUUAAUCUCAAUUGUUGUAUUUACUCCGAGCGAUGCUUAUCCUCUGAUGUGGUUCAAGAGCAGUAGAUGAAAAUAUUUUUUUUCACUGCUCCCUCCUUUUCAACUAUAAUCGAUCCUGUGUGUUCCUUGACAUUUAAAUAGCUGCGUAAAUAUCUUAUUUUGGAAUUUCUCUUGUUUAAAUUCAUAGAUAAAAGAUAUCGUCUGCUGUUUCAAACAGAAUAUAUUUAUAAACAAAGAUAUCGUUUGUCGUUCCAAAUUUGAAUAUUUUUAUUUAUUCAGAAUCGUUUUCAAUCUCGACGUUUGAAGUGGAAAAUAUCGAUAAAUUUUUUUUUCUGUUGCUUUUAUUUACAAUUAACUAACUCAGUAAUAUAAAUAAAUUUGUGUGAUAAUUUUGGUUCAUUCUUAUUGCUUAUCAAUGGAAGAAAUAGAAGAUAUGGUUUUUGUGGAGCAGUUGAAUUCAUUUGUGCAUCAGUGGAUCGAACUUGGCAAUAUUUUAGAUAACAUUCCAGACAUUCCAAAUCUACGUUUGAUUCAUAUUUUGCCUCCUGCUUGCAUAGCUAUUGCUCUUACACGAUCUCUAGAAAGUGCAUUCACGAAGCACUUCUUGAAAUAUUGAUGAAAGCAUAACUUAUUAUUAGCUAUUUCUUUUUAUAAUCUUUUUCAUAUUUUAUCACAUAAUUGAAGGAGCUACAAAGGUGCUACCCUGGGAUUUUUACCUUCAUACUGCAAGUUGUGCACAACAUUUACGGAUGAAACGUGAUUUAGUUCAUUGCAGAAGUAUUAGUUUUUCAGGUGCUACCUACUUACUCUGAAACGCAACUAAAUACGAAAUUCAUCAAGUGCAAUUUAUGUAAGUUUAUCAUCUUGCCAACAAUUAACUCACUUUGGAUUAACUGCAAACGCAUUGUUACUGCAAAAAUGCCUCCCGUGGCUUCUAGUUUGACUAUUACUGGCGUGAUCUGGGCAUGCUUGUCCAUGAUUUCUGCCAUCCUGUGUGCUGCUGGAUUUUACAUGCCUUUCUGGAUCAAAGGCAAUCUUGUGGAUGGCACGGACGUUACAUUUGGAUCAUUUCGGAGGUGUAAUUACCCAAGAUUGACUGCCGAGGGUAAACUUGAGAUGGUGCAUGAAUGUGGAAGAUAUACAUCUUUUCCGGAUAUACCUAGCCUUUCUUGGCAAGUGACCACUAUUACUGUUGGAUUAGGUGCUGCAGUAUCCCUGCUUGUGGCAUUUACUGCAUUGUCUGCCUGUUGUUUGGCAGAUGUAAUCACAAAGACUACGGCCAGGAUACUUGGAUUGGUGCAGUUAAUAGCAGCUCUUUUAAUUGCCUCUGGGUGUUGUAUUUACCCUAACGGAUGGUCAAGUCGUGAAGUUCGAGAUGUUUGUGGGCCUGACUCAGAAGCAUAUAAGCUUGGUGACUGUCAUAUAUCUUGGUCUCUUUACUUACUGUGUAUUGGAGUUGGAAUACUACUGGUGUGCGUAGUUCUGUCUCUGAAGGCCUCUAGAGUGAAACCGAACUCUUUCCGCAUUUGACACCACCAGUCCGCGCCCGCCACUUUCCACCAGCAGCAACAGCACCAUCGCCACCAGCAGUUGCGAUUCUUCCGCCGACAUCACCGUCCGCGACAGCAACAGAGCUUUGAGAUGCAGAUUCAGCAUCUGGACGAGGAAGAUAUCGCCACCAUCACUCGCAGCUGACAGAGGGUUCUACCCACUCCCAAUGUUGGGGUGAAGGACACUCGUCGAAAUUUUACUCUUCAAAGGACUAAGAAAAAGGACAAAAAGGAGGACAAAGUAUGGACUGCCUCUUUGUAGCCACCGUUGUCCACCCAUUCAGUUUAGCUGGAAAGAUUUUUUUUACCCCACACACAUUUACCAAUCGUCGGCGUCAGUAUCUAAAAGCAGUUUGACAUUGCAUUUUCCAAUGACUAAUACCGGGUAAUCCCUAACAUUGGUCACAAAAUCUUCCAUUAAUCUUCUAUAAUUCGAAAUUCGAUGUCAGAUUCUAAUAUUCGAUGCAAAAUUUUCAGUUUAUGUCGCAUUAAUAUUUCGGAGCUAAUUUUUUCAUAUGUUGUACCAUAUAAACGAAGAUACCAAAUUUGUAAUUCUUAACCACAUUUCUUAGACGGAAAAGAGUUUGUAACUGGUUUUUAUUUCUUUUCCUAAAAUGGUAUGUUCGGUUUAGAAUUUACAAAUAAAAGUAUCAAUCUGCUCACUGCUUCACCAUGUCUCAACGUUUUCUCUUGUAUUCAAAUUAUCUAACAAGAAAAUACUAGUCCAUUAACUACGAGUCAGAGAUCGGCAUAUGAUUAGUUGGCAGUUUUUUUAAAUUUAUUUUAACAAAAUAUGAAUGGAAUAUCAAUAUUCAUGUUGGUGAACUUAAUUUGAAUUGAUUGAAAAAUCCAUAAAUUAGAAAAUUGCAAAAUUGCUGUUAGUUACAGAAUCAUACCGUUGUCUCUCUAGUCGAUUACAAUGAGCCGCAAAAGUUUGUGUCAAGCAUUGUAUAUUUUUUCUGUAUCAAAGAAUAUUAUACUAAAUUCGCCACCAAUUAAAAAGAAUAUAUCCGCAUUAGAUAGAGUUUAUACAUAUAUUACCAACCGCGUAGCUAACGUUAACAUGUUAUUAAGUUUUAUGCAAUGAAAUUAAACAGUUUAUCUGAAUAAUCUUAAUAACAAAAUUUUAAAAAAUAAGGCAAAUAGAUGUUAAAAAUAGUUUUUUAAGUAAAAUAUAUAAUUUGUUUGUCCCUUAUAUAAGAGGCAUGAAUAGUAUAUUCUAUUUAAAAGACAAAUUAUUUCAUUUGUUUGUCUCUUAAAUAAGAGAAAAGUUUAUCAUAUUCCUCAUUUAAGGGAAAAAAAUCAUAUUGAAAUGAAUUGACUGCCUACAAAUCACUGCUAUAAUCUAAUACUGAACGAAAAAAAAAGAUCUUUCCAGUUUAGUAGAAUGAUUAGCCACUUAUAUUGGCUACCUUUUUUUCAAAAUAAGAGAAAAAAAUCGACCUACCUCUUGAAGGGUAUAAGGCUACAAAUAUACAUCAAACAUUUCCAAAGAAAACUAACUUCUUACUGGUGCAAGGUGGGCGUGUUCAACAUAAUAAAAUGAAUACUGUACUGCCACUGUAGAAUUAGGAAAAAAAAUUGAUUAUUAUUCGAUCGCCAAGAACAAACUUUUUUUACAAAAACUUGUAAUAAGGAUUGUAAACAAAUUCGAAGAAAGUCCAGCUAACAAUUUUGCUAUAUGUCAACUACUUUCGCAUAUUUGAAAAACAAAAAGCGACUAGCUUUGAGAGUUUUUAAAAGAAAGAUUGUAAUAUAAAUAAUACUGUUCAGAAACUAUUUGUAAAUUUUAUUCCAUGUGAUUUUAUAUUUGUAUCAAUUUGCAAUGUUUCGCAUGUUUUUUAAGGCUUGAUAGUAUUGGCUGUUAUGAAAGUUUUAAAAUUUAAUUGUUCUUAUUCUGUUUGAAAUGGAUAUUUUAAACAUUGUACAAGAAACUAUAUCAUUUCCUAUAGUUACAUGAAAUUACCUACAAUGUGAAAAAAUAAAAAAUGAGAUAUAAUUAAUGGUACAUAAUAUACCUCCACAACGAAUAACACUAAGGAACAAAUUUUUUGUUGCAUUUUCACAAAUACUUGAUCUUUUUACUUCGGGUGUUGGGAUUACAAAUCUGAAAUUAGUUUUGUUAUUAAAUCUCCAAUUUUUUUUAAAUUGGGGUCGACAAAUACAACAGGGGGUCGAGUAAAUAUUGCGACAAAUUUUUAGGGGAGUUAAGGGACAUCAUCAGGAUUGAAAUUUCAUUGGAAGCUGUACCCAGAAACAUUUUACUCGGCUGGGGGUACUUCCCCUAUUACGACCUGUUUAAAAGAAGACGAAGAAACAGUUAUUAAUAGAGAAGCGCUCCUAGAGGCGUAUGAUGGCAUUUUUUCUUCUGAUAUAUAACGUUUUCAAACUUGCGCAUUUCAACAAAAAUGGUCUAAAAACGUAGCUCAGAGAAGCAGAUUGCAAAUUUGAUAACAGCGAUACAGAAGUAUCUAAGAUAUGUCAUGCAACAGAAAAAAAAUUGUUCCCUGGUAUAAUCUAUAAAUAUUGCCUUCAAAAAUGCAUUUUUAUUAAUAUGGACAUAUUAGGUAAUGUAUUUUUGGCCCGUAAGAUUAUUGCUCAAAAUCUUUAUACAUUUACACUUUUAGUUUAGUCGUUAAAAUAUUCCAAGCUCAAACAUACUUGCAACUGUCAAUUACCCCCAUAACUCGCUUAAAACUAAAGUUCUGGUAUUACAUUUUAUAAAUAAAAAAAUUACCAAUAGAAAAUCAUUGAAAACAGUUUACUUUAAUUUUAAAAAAUAAUAUCACUUAUAAAAUGAAAUCGCAUUAUUAUUUUUUAUAGAAAAUUGGCCUAGAUGUAUAUGUUUAUUAAAAUGUUAUAAAGCAAAUAAAAUGUUAAAAAAAACUGGCUUUUUGUUUAUAAACAUCUCUUUUAUGCAUUCCUAGCUUGAAUUUCUAGUGAAGUGUUCCUAAACAUUGAAUGUCUUUUAUUAAUUUCUAAAUUGAGAAAUUCGUUUCAGUUAUUCAUUGAAGUGUGCUUUGUAUCUCUUUAAAUUAUAUUUUUAAUGUUAAAUUGUAAAAAAUUGCAUAGGUUUAGAUUAAAAAGAUUCCCUUCUUUAUUUUUAUUCUUUUGCAGGCCAAAAAGAAUUGUAACCAACUUUUUUACGAAAAAAAAAAUGUUUCCUACGAAUUGUCCUACAUUUCACUCCGUUUUAUUACUCAAUUUUUUUUUAAAAUUUUGCUUAAAAAUAUGAAGGGCAAUGCACUGAUAAGCAGUACUUUUUUUAAUCUAACAUGUUUGCGCCAAACGUUCCUUAGUAUUGUUUCCAAAUCGGUGCAUGUUUCCAGAAUUUGAACCAGAUAACAGCAUAACACUCAAAAAUUUCUUAUUAUCCAUAUUGAAAUCGUCUCUCCAAAUAUGCUCAAAUUUGAAAAUGCGGCAUAUUAUUAUAUUGUCUUCACAAAUAAGACAUAUAAUUAUAUUGAUUAAACGGUUAACACUUUUCUUGAUAUUUCCCAACAAUGUCUAAAAGUUUUUCAAGCGUUUUGCAUUGUAUGGAAAAAAAUAACUUACAGAUUUUUUUUCAGUCGAAAAAUUAUUCAAAAAGAAAUGAAACAAUAAAUAUUAUGUUUUUGCAGAACAAGUAAAUUUAUAUUCUAUGUGUAUAUCUUAUAUUAUAUAAGAGUUCGAAUAAUUUACUCCUAAAGAAAUUUCGAUAAAUUUUCGUUACUUAUGCAAUUUAGAAUUUGGAAACUAAAUAAUAACAAAAUUUUAUAACAAAUAAAAUCUUGGAAACUAAAAUGUAUUAUUAUUUUAAAAUAAGUCAUUUAAGUUUGUAAUGAUUUUAUUAGAAUUAAAGGAAUUAUUAGUAUUUGUUAUAUUAUAAAAAAUGCUGCAUACAAUAAAUUUGUCUUUUAAUGAUUUUUAAGAAAAUAAAUGUUUCAUUUUUUAUUGGAAAAACUAUUUGUUUGGAUAUUGUUUUAUAAAUUUAAAACUAUAACCUCCAUUCAAUAAGUAAACAUAAUGGUUUGCAAUUGAAUAUAAUGUUUGUAAAAAGCACAUUUAUAUUAAAAGCUACUUAAUUAAAAAUAAAGGCUGAAAUUUUAAGAGAUAAAAUAGCACUACAUUUUGUUAAGUACUAUCAAUCGGACUAUUAGGAAAUAUAAUCUGAUUAAUUUAUUAUUAAUGAAGAUAAAAUAUAAAUGUAAACAAUGAUAGACGGUUUGCCGAUAAGUUUUAAUAUAUCUGCUAUUUUUUUUUAUUUAAUUUUAUAUCUGCUAUAAAAAGGAAGAAGUUUAAAAGAAAUUGCGUACUUCUAAGAACUAAAAUAUUCUAGUCUCGGUCUAAACUUUUUAAGUUGAAAUAAAAAAAAAUUAUAUAGUAGAUAUAUUUCUGAUUCUUCUAAAUUUACAUUUCUGAUUUGAAAUUAAUUUUCUUCUGAAAGGAAAAACAUGUUUUAAAAUUGCCCUUGCUUGUAUUUUAGGUCAGUCCUAUCAUAAUAUUAUCUUAUUCAGUACUAGCUUUUUUUUUAAAUUUAAAUAUCCUAGCAUGAAAUUAAAAAAAAAAAUUUUUAUAAAAUUUAUAUUACCACUUUCUGUAAGUUUUAAAAUCUUGAUUUAGAUUUUGUCACAUUUAAUUUUUAACAAACAUCUUUAAACAAGUAUCAGUAUUCAAAAUCGAAAAACAUUCGAUAUUGUACUUCAUUGUAAUUAAAAACACAUUAAUACUUUAUCAGUACUGCCUGACAUAAUUUUAAAUACUUUUUGACCGCCUAAAAGUUUUGAAAAAUGAUAAAAGUUGAUUUAAGAAUAGAUAUUUAAAGUUUUUAUCAUUGUAUCAACUACUUUAAAUGAAUUAAGCUGAUAAUGAUCAAACUUAAAUCAUUUUUUUUUUCAUUUUGAGAUACUGAACUUUAAAGUUUUACAAGUGUAUCUUUUCCCACUCUAUUUUAUUCGUGGUGUCCUUCGUUUGGUAGCAGAAAUAGGCUGGAAGUGUAUUAGUUUUCAAAUAAGGUAAGAAUGAUUCGCAUGAACAUGAAAAUCUGAGUAAUUUUUUUUUUAUUUAUUUAAAUUGAGGACUUUGAUAAGUAUUCGUGCAUGGGCUUCAUGUAGAAUGCUAAAAAAAUAUGUUCAUGUAGGCUCAUGCUCAAAUUUAUUCAAUUUAUUCUUUGCAGUUAAAUAGUGUUUUUUUUUAACUUCAGUUUUGUUAAAGUAAAUGGAUCGACUAUUAAAAAAAUUAGUUGUGAAAUACCAUUUUUUAUUAUGGUAAAAGAAUAUAAAUAAAUGUCAUUAAAAGGUCUGGGAUAAUGUAAGUUGGCAACAUUUUCCUAAAAUAAAUUUUUUUUACAUUGAUCCGCUACUUAGUAUUGUCUUCAGAUAGAUUCCGCAAUUCUUCUUGAUUACUACAUGAUUCGCAGAUACAUAUGAUUACCGACAUGAAAAUCGCUGUGUUUUCUCUUAAAACUCUCACUGGAAAAAUUUUAAAAUGUGACUCAUCAUUAUAUUGCCCUAAGCAUAUAAAUCAUACUAUUAUAAUACAUAUUUUUUAGCGAGAUAUUUAAGACACUUUCCUUCUGUUAAG